Molecule: messenger RNA, 863 nt
Organism: Coregonus sp. 'balchen'
Lineage: Eukaryota; Metazoa; Chordata; Actinopteri; Salmoniformes; Salmonidae
Source: the annotation of a GenBank genome assembly
AUGGUAAGUGAGUGCAUAACUGAUUGAAUAUGUCAAUAUGUCAAGGACAGUAACACUGUAUUGAAGAGAUGGUAUUUUUUUUGUUAAUUACACUAACUGCAGUAUAUGAGUGUUUACCUAAUAUGUUUUGUUGGAGUGUGUAUUCACUCAUGGUUUAAUUGCUGUGUGUGUAUGAUCAGAUUGUUGACACAGAGACACCCUCACGUAGGCCUCCCCCUCACCUGGAGUCUCUGAAGGGCAGGAGGGACCAGUCUGUCACCACCAAAGAGGACAUGGAGGAGAGGAUGAGGCAGGCCGAGGAGAGACGCAACAAGGUGAGGAAUAUGAUAAAAGUGGCCUAUGAAGAGCUAGUGAUUAUGACAUGAAAAAUAGGAAUGUUAGGUGAGAGGAAGAAGGGAAAACUGGCUUAAGGGGGUUAAACAGGGACCAACUUCAACUAUAUUUGCCUUGAAUAUGACCGGUGCUCAUAGCCAACUUCAUACUACACACAUACUCUUUCAUCACUCACUACAUUUCUUUGUUUUCUCUUUUAGCGCAAAGAGGAGGAGCUGAAGGUGAGGCUGAGGACUAAGUCAGCUGGUGUCUGUGGCCCAAACACUGCAGCGAAAACCGGAGAGGGGGACGUAUUCACCCCUGUGGAGGUCCUCCAGGCCCCUGACACCCCACCCAGCCCGAGAGGGAUCCAGCAGGACCCACCGGACACAGACCCGACCCAGACCCAGGGAGGAGGGGAUGGAGGGGUCAGGGAGAGUGGGGGUGAGGGAGUCAGAAGUGGGGUCAGUGGGCAGCUUCUAUCAGCCUCUCUGGAGAUGGAGAAUGACUCCACGUUUCAACAGAUUGAGCAAACUGUGGAGAUGUUCUAG